Molecule: messenger RNA, 1503 nt
Organism: Lodderomyces theae
Lineage: Eukaryota; Fungi; Ascomycota; Pichiomycetes; Serinales; Debaryomycetaceae
Product: tyrosine--tRNA ligase
Exons: 1
Coding region: 1-1503 (500 amino acids)
Biological process (GO): tyrosyl-tRNA aminoacylation
Cellular component (GO): mitochondrion; cytosol
Molecular function (GO): ATP binding; RNA binding; tyrosine-tRNA ligase activity
Source: RefSeq, a predicted model, not a curated record
AUGUUGAAAGUAUUACUAAGACAGCAAUUGCGUCGACAAAUUAGACUCAACUCAUCAGCAACUUUACCUAGGGAUACAGUGACAGUAAUACCCAGCGUGUACGAAUUGACUGAAGCCAAAGACUUAACCCCGGAAACCAGUCAAGACACAUCUUUGAUCAGCUACUUACAAUCAAGACACUUGAUUGAAUCUUUGACCGAUGAUAAAUUGUAUGAUAUAACCACGAGGGACAAUGGUACAAAGUUUAGGCUCUACUGUGGUGCUGACCCAACAGCCCAAAGUUUGCAUUUGGGCAACUUGUUGCCUUUGAUGGUUUUACUCCACUUUAAAAUGAGUGGAAGUGAUGUUUACGGAUUAGUCGGAGGAGCAACUGGCCAAGUUGGUGAUCCUAGUGGAAGGUCAUCUGAAAGAACAGCGUUAAAAGUAAGCGAGGUCGAGAACAAUGUGGGCAAAAUUCAAAAUCAAAUCACUACUUUUCUAUCCAACGGAAUUGAAUAUGCCAAGUCUAGACAGUUCCCCAUGAGUGCAAGCGUCGGCAAAAGUAACAGUGUCAAUAAUGAAGCAUGGUGGAGAGACGUAAAGAUGUUGGACUUUUUGGCAACCUAUGGGCGUCACAUUAGAGUUAGUGCAAUGUUGGCUAGAGAUUCAAUUCUGUCCAGACUAGAGGGCGGUGGUAUUGGAUUCAAUGAGUUUACUUACCAAAUUCUACAAGCAUAUGACUUUUAUCAUUUGUACAAAGCCGAGGGAGUUAAUAUUCAAGUUGGUGGAAAUGAUCAAUGGGGAAACAUCACAGCAGGAAUUGAUCUUAUCUCGAGAUUGAAAAAGCAAGACGAAAAAACAAAGGAAGCGUAUGGUGUAACUGUACCAUUAUUGACAACUUCAUCAGGUGAAAAAUUUGGUAAAUCUGCAGGGAACGCCGUUUUCAUUGACCCGCAUUUAACCACACCAUACCAAUUGUACCAAUUCUUCAUAAACGUGCCAGAUGACUUGGUCAACAAAUUACUUAAGGUGUUUACGUUACUUCCAUUGAAUGUUAUCGAGGGCGAGUUGAUCCCAAAACACCAAAGUGAUCCAGGUUUGCGUAUUGCCCAACGGGUUUUGGCCAGAGAAGUGGUGGAUUUGAUACAUGGAGUGGGUGUAGGUGAUGAGAUGGCCUAUAUUACCGGGUUCUUGUUUCCAACCCCAGACCAACCUUUCAAUGAUCACGUUAAUGCCGACAAGUUGAUUGACAAUUUCAAACGCUCUGGCAUAUUGGUAAAAUAUCCCUUGGGCAAAUGCGAUGACAUAAAAUUGAGCACCUUGAUUGCCAAUAUAACGGGCAAGUCCAAGAGCGAAGUGCGGAGAUUGAUUAGAUCAGGAGGUGUGUAUUUGGGUUUAGAUAGAAACCAAGUGGAAGAUCCCGAGGAUGUUGUGUUAUUUGACAAAGAUAACCACUUGGUUGAUGGUAAGUUGAUGUUGUUGAGAGUUGGAAAACAACAAUACUACGUUGUUGAGUUUGUAUAA